This is a messenger RNA of Linum tenue, 2991 nucleotides long. The record is from the annotation of a GenBank genome assembly. Lineage: Eukaryota; Viridiplantae; Streptophyta; Magnoliopsida; Malpighiales; Linaceae.
AUGGGAGGAGGAGAGAAUCCCAAAAGGCGACGCGUCUGCUCCUCCCUCCUUUCACCUCUCUUCAUUCUCAUCACAAUUUCAAUCCUAAUAACCUCCACUGUCUCUGCCGACGAUGACAACAGCAACAGCAACAGCAACGGCAGCGCUUCUCCUUCCGCUGCGCCCGCGGCGGCGACCACUUCAGGCCCUGUUUCAUACACGCCCCCUGACAGCUACCUCCUCAAUUGCGGAUCGCCUCACGACACCAAGCUCGACGACGGCCGGACUUUCCAAUCCGAUUCCUCCACCUCGGCCUACCUCCAGACCAGUGAAGAGGUCAAAGUUUCUGUUGAUUCCAUCCCUUCCUCUGUUCUUGGCUCUGCUUCUUCCGCCAUCUCGCCUUCCGCACUCCCUCUGUUUCGCAGCGCCAGGAUCUUCACUUCCGUGUCCAAAUUCACGCUCCCAGUCACUCGGCCGGGGAGGCAUUGGCUUCGCCUCUACUUCUACCCUCUCCCUAACCCUCACUGCACUCCUUCCUCUGCCGUCUUCAGCGUCGCCACCGCCACUUCCCUCCUCCUGCACGACUUCUCCGUCGCGGAAAACUCCCCGCCCGUCUUCAAGGAGUAUCUCCUCGACGUCACGGCCGACCAAUUCGCCCUCUUCUUCAAUCCCAGAACCUCCUGCGCAUUCCUCAACGCCCUGGAGCUUGUCUCUGUUCCCGACGGGCUUAUCUCCGACGAAGCAUCCCCGGUCCCCGGUGCUGCUUUCAAGGGUUUGUCCAAGUUCGCGUUUCAGGUUUCUUACAGGCUGAAUGUUGGAGGGCCGAUCAUAACCCCUGCCGAUGACGCAUUGACGAGGACAUGGACGGUAGAUACUCCGUACAAUGAUUUCCCUCAAGGAGCCAAGAACGUCUCUGUAUCCCCGGACACCAUCAAGUUCCCCAUGUCCUCCGGACCUGCAGCAGCGACGCCUUACAUUGCGCCCAGCCUGGUCUACGCCACUGCAGAUCAAAUGGCGGAUUCAGAGACCCAAACCCAGAAUUUCAACUUGACGUGGAAGGUACCCGCUGAUUCGGGAUUCUCCUACCUAAUCAGGCUCCAUUUCUGUGACAUUGUGAGCAAGUCUCUCGACAGCUUGUACUUCAACGUCUACAUCAACGGAUUCACCGCGGGCGACUCACCCGUGGACCUCUCCUCCAUCGACCGUGCGCUCUCCACCGCGUACUACAAGGAUUUCGUGGUCAGCGGCCCUUCCAUCUCCAACGAUUCCUUCUUGAUUCAGGUGGGUCCGGACACCCAGAUGCAGUCGGGCACAAUGAAUGCGAUUCUCAACGGGAUCGAGGUGAUGAAGAUGAGCCGCACCGACGGCAGUCUGGAUGGCAUUGUUGGCGUCGGUGGGUUCAUGGGCAGAGGAGCCUUGAAGGUGAUUACUGGGAUUGGAUUGGGAAUGGCAGUCACUGGUUUGCUUUUGCUUGGUUUGAUCAUGGUGAGGUGGCACAACAGGCCUAAAGGUUGGGAGAAGAGGAAAAGCUUCUCAUCGUGGCUCCUUCCACUCCACGGGAGCACCCAGUUCUCUGUUUCCAGUAGCAAGAGCAGUUCCAGGAAAUCCAGCACCAGCUUCUUCAGCUCAAGAAAAUCAAAAUGCUACUCCUCGCCUCAUUUCUCCAAUCCCGCUCUCGGCAGGUACUUCAGCUUCGCGGAGUUACAGACCGCGACUCAGAACUUCGAUGAAGCUGCAAUCCUGGGUGUAGGCGGGUUCGGGAAAGUGUACCUGGGAGUUUUGGAGGACGGCACCAAAGUGGCCAUAAAACGAGGGAUUCCGGGUUCGGAGCAAGGAAUAAACGAGUUCCAGACGGAGAUACAACUGCUCUCCAAGCUCCGACACCGCCAUUUGGUUUCCCUAAUCGGAUUCUCCGAUGAGCAGUCGGAGAUGAUUCUGGUAUACGAGUACAUGGCCAACGGCCCACUCCGCGACCAUCUCUACGGGAAGGCGAAACAGGGGACCAUGUCUUGGAAGCAGCGGCUGGAGAUCUGCAUUGGAUCCGCCAGAGGGCUGCAUUACUUGCACACGGGAGCAUCGGAAGCCAUAAUCCAUCGCGACGUGAAGACCACAAACAUUUUGCUGGACGAGAAGCUAGUGGCCAAAGUGGCCGAUUUCGGGCUCUCCAAGGCUGCUCCUACGGAUAGAGGGCCCGUCAGCACGGCUGUGAAGGGGAGCUUUGGGUACCUUGAUCCCGAGUACUUCAGGAGGCAGCAGCUGACUGAUAAAUCGGAUGUGUAUUCGUUUGGGGUGCUUCUGUUCGAGGUUCUAUGCGCGAGGCCGGUGAUAUGUCCGACGUUGCCUAGGGAGCAAGUGAACUUAGCGGAGUGGGCUAUGCGGUGCUACAACAAGGGGACGCUUGAUGGGAUCAUUGAUAAGGAAAUUAAGGAGAGCAUACACUCAGAAUCGUUGAACAAGUUCGUCGAGGCCGCCGAGAAGUGUUUGGCCGAGUAUGGUGUGGAUAGGCCGGCAAUGGGAGACGUGCUGUGGAAUUUGGAGUAUGCUCUGCAGUUGCAGGAUGCUGCUGCUUCCAAUUCUUCUUCUUCUCCGUCAGUGGAGGGUGCUUGUGCUGACGAGAGGAGUACAGUGAAUUUGAUUGCUUUUGAGAGCGGUGGUGGGAAGGGUAGCGAUGAUGUGGAGAAGGGAGAGUGUGGCGCUCAAGUUGGUGGGGUGGAUGAUUCUCAAGUGAUUGAAUCGUCCACAAUCAUUUCCCAUUUUGGGGAUGUUCAAGGAAGGUAACUGUGUGUGAUUAAGUGGAAGACUUCCUUUGUUCAGAAUCUGAUUCUAAUUUGUUUAGAUUUUUACCCUUUCAACAGUUCUUUUUUUUUUUUUUUUCCUCAUAGUUUGUUUACUUUUUCAUCUGUAUAAUUCAUUUGGUGUUGUACUUAGUUUGUUUUAGCAGUUGAGUUCAUAAUGAUAUUGUACCAUGUGUUAAUGUUGCCGCUAGCACUUACUUCCUCAAACUCUAGCUAU